ACUCUGCUCAGGAUGGAGGCGGUCUGAGGCUCGGAGCUCACAGCAAACAUCUGAUGAGUGUCCCGGGAGAUGGACGCUGUGUGCUGACGUCUACAACAAGCUGCAGGAAUAAAGACUAGCUGGACCGGUUCCUGCUCCACCACAAACACUCGGACUCGACAUCUGCUGCUGGAAGGAGGAGGUCGACUUUCCGAAGCGCUGAAAAAGUUUUGGGAAGAGUUGCGUCGGACGCGCUGAGAGAUGUCGGAGCCAGAGAAGAGCGAGAACAUUCCUGAUGAGUCUGCAGUGAAGGAAAUCCCGAACGGAGGGAAUCCUGCGAAAAGCAAAGAGGACUUUGACCUGGCGGCCAUCUAUGUGUCGGACGCUCAGUACAACAGGAACAUCUACUUCGACACGUCGCCGCAGGCUGUCAGGUUGUAUCUCCUCUACAACCACUGGCUCCCUAAGGUGCUCCUCUACUUCUUCAUCCUGGUGGAUCUGUGCCUGGCUCUGUUCGAGGAGCCGGCUGUCCUCCCUCUGCCUUCAUGGGCCACCAUGCUGGUGGAGCUGCUCUGUCUGCUCGUCUUCACCAUUCGACUUGUUCACUAUGCCAAGGUGAUUCCUCGGGACAAGUUCUGGAAAGAUCCCAAAAAUAUCUGCAUCAUCGUCAUCCUCAUGCUCACUCUGGUUGAUAUGAUCAUCUACGGAGCGCUGAAAGCUGCAGACUGCUACGGCGUCCGCUGGUCCAGAGUCCUGCGACCCCUCCUAUUGGUCAACGUGACGGAGGGACGACAGCUCCGCAGAGCGUUCAGAAGCAUCCGGAAUGCUCUUCCUCAGAUCUUCUACGUCUUUCUGCUCUUCAUGUUCAGCGUCCUCAUCUUCUCCCUCAUGGCCCUCAAGCUGCUGGGCAAACGAGGUUUGAAGACCAUAGAUGGCACUCCGUACUUCACCAGCUACCUGGAGAUCGUCUUCGAUCUGUACGUGCUCGUCACCACCGCCAACAGCCCCGACGUCAUGAUGCCGGCGUACAACGCGAGCUUUGUCUUCGCCAUCUUCUUCAUCUUGUACAUUCUCAUCAACACGUACAUCUUCAUGUCUGUCUUCCUGGCCGUCGUUUACAACAACUACAAAAAAUACCUGAAGGAGGAGGUACGGCAGCUGGUCAGGGCCAAAAGGCACAAGAUGGUGCGAGCCUUCGCCGUCCUGCAGGAGCAGAAGGAGGAGGGCGGUGAGCCGGUGGUGACCCAGGCCAACUGGAACCAAGUGGUCCAUCUGGUCCGGCCCGGCAUCAGCAACGCCCACAGAGAGCUGCUGUGGAGCGUCUGCGAUGACAAGAACCAGGGCGCCAUUGGUAAGGUCGCAUUUGUCCAGCUGGCCGACCUCCUGAACAUUGAGGUGAUCACCAUCAAGUCGAGACCACACCCACUGAACAGCUUAUGCCCCGCCCUCUACCAGUCAGCCCCCAGCCGCCUGCUCUGCCGAAUGGUCCAACACCGGGCCUUCGUGAUCGUGUACGACCUGAUCAUCCUGGUGAACGCCGUGUUCAUCGGUCUGGAUGAAGAGAACCCAAUGAUCGCCAACUCAGAGUGGGCCUUUCUUGCCCUCUACCUGCUGGAGAUCCUGCUGAAGCUCUACGUGUUCGAGCCCAGAGCUUUCUUCUCCAGACACAGUUUCUGGAAUUGCGUGUCUACAGCCCAGAUUCAAAGUACGAGGUUCGACACCAUCAUCGUCGUCUCUGCUCUCGUCGCCACAAUCGUCAACUCCACCAUGAAGUCAUCGGGCGGUUACACCAGCCGGCAGAUCCUGGACAUCGUUUUCAUCCUCCGAGUCCUCAGGCUGAUCCGGGUGGUGGACAGCAUCAAAAGGUUUCGUACAAUCAUCAACACCCUGAUCAGGAUUGGACCAGCCAUCCUCACAUUUGGACAGCUCAUCAUUGUGGUGUACUACAUCUUUGCCAUGGUGGGGAUGGAGCUCUUCAAGGACAAAGUGAAGUUUUUUGAGGACCCCAGUGACCCGGCCCAGUUGUACUGUGGAAACCCUCUGCUGAAAGGAUCGGCCUUUGCACAACUCAACUACUGCAAGAACAACUUCAACAACGUGGUUUCCUCCUUCAUCCUGCUGGUGGAGCUCACGGUGGUCAACCAGUGGCAUGUGCUCAGCCGGGGCUUCGCCACCGUCACCCACAUGUCGGCCAUCAUCUUCUUCGUCCUCUUCCACAUCAUGGUCGUCAUCAUCAUCAUCAACAUCUUUGUGGCGUUCGUCCUUGAGGCUUUCUUCGUGGAGUACUCUGUAGACAAGGGCGACCUGCAGACGGCUCUGGAGAGGAGAAUCGAGGAGCUGGAGUUGGCUGUGGCACAAGAGAAGUUGGAGGACAACUUGGUGAAUGCCAUGGAAACCAUGGACAACGAGCUGGGAACCAGCCAGGCAGCAACGCCCAACGUCCCGUCCUUGAUGUUUAAGAUUGCUUCAAAACGAUACCGGACGGUCGACGCCUUGCUGCAGCGGAUGUUUGAGGCUGAUCUGGACCCUGAAGACUUCGCUGAGAACGACGAUCCUGAAGCUCAGGGCAACGGGAACUUUGCAAAUCCAACAUUCAGCUCUGCAUGAACAUUUCUGAACAAACCUAUAUGAAGGGAAGCUGUUUCUAUCAGUGAUGUGUAGUUUUACACUCAGCGUCAGACAUUUUUAAAUCUGAUCUGUUUGUUCAGUGCAAUGUAUGGACAGCGUGAUUCGAGAGACACAUCCAGUGUUAUAUUUUUAUAUAUUUGUCCUUUAGCACAGAAGAAAUCAGUAUUUUCACAUAAAUAAUAUUGAAACUGUUUAAUGUGUGUUUUUAGUGUUCAGACAAAAACGAAAAUAUGUUUAAGACUGAAAAUGAAAAGCUUUUGUAAACCAAGUGACAGUAUCACAUAUAAAAUGUAUGAGUUCACCUGCUC
Messenger RNA from Stegastes partitus (bicolor damselfish), 2915 nucleotides. RefSeq names its product two pore segment channel 3 (gene tpcn3). Gene Ontology annotation, cellular component: membrane. Gene Ontology annotation, molecular function: monoatomic ion channel activity. The transcript is spliced from 20 exons. Bases 241 to 2586 code for a protein of 781 amino acids. Gene Ontology annotation, biological process: monoatomic ion transport; transmembrane transport. The record is from RefSeq and is a predicted model, not a curated record. Lineage: Eukaryota; Metazoa; Chordata; Actinopteri; Pomacentridae.